AUGCAGUACGAACGCCAACUGGACAAGAUCUGGCUCCGACUUCAAGAUCCCAACGCUCCUCGGUCCCGCCAUAUAGUCAGCACACGUGAAGUUUUCGACGAUGUCUGCGCGGCGUUCUUGCAAGCUGAACUAGGACCAGAGGGAGACAAUCAUGCUAGUUCCGGACCGUGGGGUGGAGAUACAGAACAGAAAAUCGACGAUAUUAAGACGUACCGUGCAGAGUGGAAUGUUUGGGCUUAUUACUAUGGCGAGCAAGACCCCUUCCCAGGCAUUGAUCCAGCCCUCCGCACAUACCAUACUCACAACCUCAACUCCAACACGUCCCCUAGCAGACAACGAGACACCUAUUUCCCUUCAUACUCCAUUGAGGAUACGACCAGGGAGAAGAAAGACAUCGGUGCUGAACUUCGAGGUCGCCACGCCAGCGAGAAAGAACGAGCAGAUGAUCAAAAGGACAGGGCACUCCGAGCGAUCGAGAAGCGAGCAGAGGAGGCGAAGAAGUUCAUGGAGUAUCGGCGACGCAAGGAAAAGGAGAGGAAGGAGCGCAAGCGGAGAGAGCUUUUGAGCGUCGAUUCUAGGGACAGGGAUGGGCACCUGGAUGUGGAGGGUAGGGAGACGAGAGGUAGUGCGUAUGACACACGAUAUGGAGAGGUUGAACGAGGUUGGGGAUACGAUACCGGACACGGAAGACACCAGGAACCGGACCGUGGAUGGUCUCAUUAUGGCGAGCAAUCUAGUCCUAAGCCUGUAAGAUCUGGAUAUAUUGACCGUGAAAGUCGGCGUGGCGAGCGACAUGCCGUCUGGGGAGAAAAGGAUCAAUAUCACGCCGAGCGACGCUCCGACUUCUCACCUCAAGUUCAGACAAGCAAGCAAAACUACCCAGGCAAGACCCGAAGAACUCAUAGUAUUGACAACCACCAUGCUCGAUACCCACUCUCUCUCCACCGCGAAGAUGCCAUCCGGAACCUCGAACCCCACGACAAGUAUCGGUCAUCCCAGUGGAUUCAUGGCAGUCAGGCCGAGGAAUACUCAUCUUACCAAGGGGUCUCAAAGCAAAAGGGUAGAGAGAAUGAUUCGCAAAGUCGUUGUGAUCGGGGAUUUGGGAUCUUGAGGGAUGAGAAGGAUUGUUAUAGACAGGAAAGGAAGAGAUAUCGAACGGAAUAGGCGAUGACAGACAGAGAUAUGAGCUGGCAUGCAUGAUACCGAGCGGUCUUGAAGUAUUUUGAGGUCAUGCCCUGUUGAGUUGAGACAGCUAGGGGUGCCAGACUGGUUGUAUUUUAUUGAGGCAGCGGUUGGGGCAGAGAGCAUUUCCGGUUGUUAUUCUCAAUCAUCCACGAAGAAAAAAUUCUGGUUGAUUCUGAGGAUUUGGAGAGUGCUUUACAGAACAGAAAGCGGACCUUCCAACGAUGAGCCUUUCUUAGAUAUCAAAU
This is a messenger RNA of Cadophora gregata, 1430 nucleotides long. RefSeq lists its product as uncharacterized. Lineage: Eukaryota; Fungi; Ascomycota; Leotiomycetes; Helotiales; Ploettnerulaceae. The transcript has 4 exons. Bases 1 to 1164 code for a protein of 387 amino acids. The record is from RefSeq and is a predicted model, not a curated record.